AUGAACAAUCUAGCACACAAUUUCGCGUAUAAAUUUGACAAGAGCAAAGGCUAUUCGAACAGCCUCCAUCCGUUUCUUAUGAUUUCGAACAACAGGAGUGAUCAGAUUGCAAAAGAUAAAAUCACUAGCGCAACGAAUGCUCCACAGCACUUUCGUGAUUCAGCGGCCGUCAUUGAAGUUCGAAUCGCAGCCAAUGGCUUCUUGAGUAUUCUCAGCUAUAUCCCAUUGCUCUGCAUUCGGCCGUCCUCAGAGCUCUUAGACGAAGUGCAGCCUGAUACACAAAGAAUUAAACAACAUUGCUUUUCAUUAGCGAGUAUUGGAACGCUCUGGUGGACGAGAUAUUGUUUUCCCUGGCAGAUUGGUUCAGGUGAAGGGUAUGACAGCGGCGGUGGAGUUCCUUCAGAGACCCAAUUCAAUGAAAAACAAUUUUUUUAG
Molecule: messenger RNA, 435 nt
Organism: Haemonchus placei
Lineage: Eukaryota; Metazoa; Nematoda; Chromadorea; Rhabditida; Trichostrongylidae
Source: the annotation of a GenBank genome assembly